AUGCCUCCGAGUGAAUCAUUUCUCCUUCCAACAGAAAACACAUGUGGUCAUGGUCAACGAAAAAAAUCUUAUCAGGCCGCUGUCAAUGAUGAAGUACAAAGCUCUGUUGCGUUAUCCGAAAACGAAUCAAAAGCUGGAAAAGAUGGAUACUCCCUACUGCGACAACCUUUGCAUAAGUCCAGUUGGGAUCCAAAGGUCGACCCAGUCUUUGAAGCUCCGUCCUCGUUGAACGAAAAGAGCCAACAACAACAGAACAAUGACUGGUGGGCGGGAAAGAUACAGCCUAAAUCGAGACCAGAGUCUUCAAUAGCGAAAGUAGAAUUGCCAACUGAAGAUUUCACGCCUCAAGGAGAAAUGCUUGACCUUUUCCAGCGCUCGAUUGAUACUAUUGAUUUUCCUUUCGUCAUCCAUGCUUUGGUGGAUGAAUGCCUUUCACUCCCUGGAAAGAAACGGGCACAAGAAGCACUUGCGCACCAAAUGAAUAAAGAUAUAAAACCGAAAGAUAAAGAGUCUGCUACAAAGGUAGCAAAUCGGCCACUGGUUGCGACUUCUCCUGACGGCGUACGCGCACGAUACAAGGAGGUUCAGGAAAUGCAAUGGUUGUUGGACGAAUUUCUGGAUCUUGGAAAUCCAUCAUACAAGAAUCGUCUAAACUACAAAGUGACAAUUGGUAGGGGCAACCCGCCUCCAUUGGAAGGGGUGUCCUUCGACUUAGAUUCAAUACUCGAGAUAAUGGAGAACGACAAUGUUCUCGAGGGCCCGGAGCUUUUAGACGUCUGGACGAUGAUGAAUGCCUUUCAAGACCUACAGCUAUGGAGCAAUGGAUUGCGAAAGAUAGAGGCGAAAGAAUUCGUCGCUCUUCCAGGUCUAUUGGAAGGCAUGCAGCUCAAUGACACACUUCAUGAUCUGUUAGAUGAAGCGUUCGAUGAACGGGGCAGCCUUUCAAGCAAGACAUUUCCAACGUUGGGACGGCUUCGGGAAAAGAUCAAAACCCUAAAAACUGAGAUAUUGUCCACCUUAGACUCCCUUGUGAACAUGCCUUCGGUGAAAUCCAAAUUGGAAUUGGAGAGUGGUGGCCCUCUGUACUCCGAAAUAUCGAACGGAGGAGGCAGGCUCGUUAUCCCCAUGAAGCCCCGAUAUGCUUCGCAGUUCGGGAUUGUUCAUGAUUCUUCAAGAUCUGGCAAAACAGUAUAUGUAGAACCCAGUGAAAUUAUCACUCCUACAAACGAGUUACGCCAAACUGAAGCAGAGCUCCGGUCUGAAGAAGCUCGUGUUUGGCGUUACUUGACCGAUCAAGUUUGGAGCAACCGCUACGAUUUGAAGGAUGCAGUCGAAGCAGUGGGUCAGGUGGAUCUUACACUAGCAAGGUGCUUACUUGGAGCCAAAAUCGGCGGUGUCAUCCCCGAAGUCGGGAACGAGGGGAUCAUUUCUUUAAAAAAUGCAAAGCAUCCUGUUCUUCUACUUCGCAAAAUUGAUAAUGUUGUCGGUUCUGAUCUCGACCUUGGUGCGAAUGGAAAUCAGGGACUUGUUCUUACCGGACCCAACUCUGGUGGGAAAACUGUAAUCUUGAAGCUUUUGGGGCUUGCCGCAUUAUUGGCCAGAACUGGAAUUCCUGUUCCUGCUACACCUUCUUGUCCAGGCUACGAGCCAAGAGUGGACUAUUUUGAUCCAGUACUUGCAGAUAUUGGAGACAUACAAAGCGUUGGAUCCGAUCUAUCGACGUUUUCAGGCCACCUACUUGUGUGUCGUGAGGUAUUGGCAAAUUCAGGCAAGGAUGCCUUGGUGUUGAUGGAUGAGGUUGGCUCAGGUACAGACCCGGCCCAGGGUGUGGCCAUUGCACAAGCACUUCUCGAGGCACUUUUGGCAACUGGAUGCCGCGUUGCAAUCACAACGCACUAUAUGGCGUUGAAGCAGCUCGCAGCAUCUGAUGAUAGGUUUUCAGUUGGAGGUAUGCAAUUUGUCAAGGGUCGUCCAACCUAUAAGCUUCUUCCUGGCACUGUUGGUGAGUCAUUUGCGAUCUCUGUCGCUGAGCGACUUGGACUUCCUCAACCAGUGAUUGCCAGAGCAAAUGAACUGUUGGAUUCAGAGACGCGCCAGAUGGGGGACCUCAUCCGAGAUUUGGAAGAUCAGAAAGCAUUGAUUGAUGAGAGGGUAGAAGAGUUGGAACAGAAGCAAAAUGAAAUGAAGGUUAUGGAGCAAAAGAUGAAAGAGGAACAGAAUAAGCUGGAAAGAAAAAUGCUUACUGCACGGCGAGACGAAGCAAAAAAGUUUGCGAAGGCAUUAGAAGAGAAGGAAGCGAUCCUCGAAGAUGUAUUGAAAAAGCUCAAGUCCGAUCCAUCGAAGAAGUUGGUGGCAAAGAGCUGGGAUGAUAUCAGAUUUGUGAAACGGGAUGCUAUAAGUGAGGCAGAAAAUGUCCCUAGUGUCCUGAGGGCAAAGAAGAUAGCAAAGGAAACGCUGCAAGAUGCACAAGCAGAACUAGUUCCCAUACAAGAAAUGCGGGAACGUCCCGAGCUGAAGGAAGGCGACGAGCUGAUUGUUUGCAAGAUUGGUCCGCUUUUCCAACGUCAAGCGAUUGUUGAGAAGAUUCUAGGUCGACAGGUACAGGUCAAAGUCUCGGGUGUAACUAUGGCGAUGAAGUUGACUGAUGUUGCAUUAAAACCAGCUGAUGUUGCAUUAAGACCAACUGUCUCCAAUUCCUCAUUCAACUUGAAGACGCCUUCGAAGGGCUCGAAACUGUCGAAAACAGCUGAAAGGGCUCUGAAAAGUGAAAUGAAAAAGGCGCCUGCUUCAGUAGAUCCUGCCAAACCAAAGCAGACUAUCGUGAUUCGAACAGAAUCAAAUACCGUGGACGUCAGAGGUUGUAAUUUUGAAGAGGCGAAAGAUCGUAUCAGAACCAAAAUCUCCAAAGCAAUCAUUAAUCAACGGGGAGCCAUAUUUGUUUUACAUGGACAUGGGACUGGUGGAGUUUUGAAGACUAAGUUACGGCGGUGGUUUCAGUCUGAGAAGAAAUUGGUGAAGCAAUGGGGGGCAGCAGAACAGAGUGAUGGGGGAGACGCAUUUACUCGAUUAGAACUCAACUAG
Molecule: messenger RNA, 3081 nt
Organism: Cylindrotheca closterium
Lineage: Eukaryota; Bacillariophyta; Bacillariophyceae; Bacillariales; Bacillariaceae
Source: the annotation of a GenBank genome assembly